AUGGUUGAAAAGUGCGCAAAAUGCAAAAACGACAUCACCGGGCCUGUGGUGACGGCGAUGGACAAGAAAUGGCACAACGACUGCUUCGUCUGCGGUGGCUGCAAGUCCAAGUUGGCCGGAAAAACCUUCCACAACAAAGACGGGACACCCUACUGCAUUGAAUGCCGGAAAGAGAAAUUCGACCCCACGUGUGCUAUUGUGGAUGGUGAAGUGAAUGUCUGGAAGUAA
Messenger RNA from Mesocestoides corti, 228 nucleotides. Lineage: Eukaryota; Metazoa; Platyhelminthes; Cestoda; Cyclophyllidea; Mesocestoididae. The record is from the annotation of a GenBank genome assembly.